UCGAAAAAGAAAAAAGAAAAAAAUGACGAGGAAGAAAGUGAAGCUGGUGUGGAUAGCGAGCGACAAUGCGAGAAAAGCGAGUUUCAAGAAGCGACGACUCGGUCUGAUGAAGAAAGUGAGUGAACUCACCACUCUGUGCGGCGUCUACGCGUUCGCCGUCGUCCACGGCCCCGACGACGACCACCCCGUCAUCUGGCCCUCCCGCUCCGCCGCCCAGCAGCUCUACCGCCGCUUCCAGAGCCUCCCGGAGGUCGAGCGCCAGAAGAAGAUGACCAACCAGGAGACCUAUCUCAAGGAGCGCACCGCCAAGGCCCAGGACCAGUUGAAGAAGCACAUCUCAGAACGAGGCGAUCGGAAACGGUUUCAAUUGCGGAGGAGGAAAUUCGAAUUCGAUGAUUCACGUCGUCGGCGAUUUGGGGGGAAAUGCAACCGGAUGCGAGGCGGAGGGAUUCGGCGGAGGGAAAUUAGGGGAAAUUGCUGAGGAUAAUAAUGAGAAUCUGUUGUCGCAUUGGAAUUUUGGGGGAAAUCAUUCGUCGGGUGGAAUGAGUGAGAUUGAGAAACUGGUGAGCAACAUCAACGGCGGAGUGGAUGAUCAGGACACCGCCAGUCCUAUGGAUUUGAUCGGAAUCGGCGGCGACAUGAGCAUGGGAAUGUAUUGCGACGGCGGCGGCGCCGGUGGUGGAAGCGAUGCAGAGUUGUUCCRUAGCUUGUUUGGAGGCAGCAGCAGCAACGAAAAUGAAAACGAAAUCGAAACUGAAAAUGAUCUUCUGAACAAGGGAUGGCCAAACCACUUCACUCCAUGAUUGCUAAGCUCUCAAUUUGGUGCUCAAUAAUGGAGGAAUUUGGGAUUCAACACCAAAUUUCCUCUCACUCUCUUUCAAUUUUCUGAUGAUCACUUCUAAAAAUCUUCCUUCUCAAAGUGUAGAUUAAUGUGGAAAUUAAUGUUGAACUAAAAUCAAGAAUUUUAAGAGAAAAUAAUCCAAUGUUUAGUUUAGUUUAGUUUAGUUUAGCUUUGUUUUUAACAAACAUACCAUUAGAGAUUUGAGAGAGAGAUCUAGUUUAUGCCAAUUGAGUUUGUAUGAUGAUUACUAAUGAACAAUAUUUCAG
Molecule: messenger RNA, 1107 nt
Organism: Momordica charantia (bitter melon)
Lineage: Eukaryota; Viridiplantae; Streptophyta; Magnoliopsida; Cucurbitales; Cucurbitaceae
Biological process (GO): positive regulation of transcription by RNA polymerase II
Molecular function (GO): RNA polymerase II cis-regulatory region sequence-specific DNA binding; DNA-binding transcription factor activity, RNA polymerase II-specific; protein dimerization activity
Source: RefSeq, a predicted model, not a curated record